This is a messenger RNA of Octopus sinensis (East Asian common octopus), 3146 nucleotides long. RefSeq names its product RNA-binding protein lark. The transcript is spliced from 6 exons. NCBI's taxonomy places the organism in Eukaryota, Metazoa, Mollusca, Cephalopoda, Octopoda, Octopodidae. The coding region runs from base 165 to 1583 and encodes 472 amino acids. The record is from RefSeq and is a predicted model, not a curated record. Gene Ontology annotation, molecular function: mRNA binding. Gene Ontology annotation, cellular component: cytosol.
UAAAGCUGUCAAAUGACGUCAUUAAUCUUCCCCGAUCGCCAUUUCGAAGCACGUUGAGGCUUCGACUGAACGUCACUUUUCUGCGAAGAAUCGUUGUUUUUUUUUUCCUCCGAAAUCCUUACAACUUAGGAUCUUAAAUACAACUGACAGCGCAGCCGCUAACAAUGCCUACAAAAAUAUUCGUUGGUAACGUGAACCCCACCACCAAAGCAGAACAAUUACGGGUUUUGUUCGAGAAAUAUGGCAAAGUCACCGAGUGUGACAUCAUAAGAAAUUAUGCUUUUGUGCACAUGGAAUAUGACUCUGAGGCAGUUCAGGCUAUCAGACAGCUGAAUGGAUACUCAGUCUGCAAUUCAAGAAUUCGAGUUGAGUUGUCACAUGGUAAAAAGACAGAAAAUGCUGACAAAAAACCAACAGAUAGAGCAUUUCCACCAAGAAAGCCUUUGGGUCAAGGAGGACUAUCCAAUUUUAACAGUCGUUUCACACCCGGCAGCUUUAACAACAACAACAACAACAACUGGUCAGACAACUAUGACCAAAGGCCACGGUUUCGUGACAACUUCCCAGAUUAUUAUGAAAGGGAUGGACGAAUGCCAUCUGUUCCAGACAGGUAUCCAGGUGGGCCGAUGUCCGACAGAAUGGGAUCCAUGCAAGACAGGUACCCUGCACAAGGACCACCAAGAGAUCGCAUGAUGCCUCCACAACACUCAGAAAGAUUUCCUUCCUCCCAGCCUGACAGAAUGAGACCCUCCAGUCCAUUUGAUAGGAGAGGAGCACCGCCGCCUCCUCAUGCCAUGAGAGACAACUACUAUAUGGACAGAGACCCUUACUACCGUGAGAGAAGUCCUCUUUCUCGGAUGCCUCCUGAUUAUUAUGAUAGAAAUAUGAAACGAGACUACCCACCUUCUCCAUAUCAGAAUAAUGAUAACAUGGGUGGUUUCAAGAGAGACACCCCGAUGGGUCGAGACAUGGGUAUGCGAUCGAUGGGCAUGGAUGCUCCAGUCCGAGACCAGAUGCCAUCUUCUCGUGGUGGAAUGGAACCAAUGAGGAGAGACAAUAUGGUUGGCAAUAGGGGUCCUGGUCCUAUGGGGGUCGGUCGAGAUUCCUACAGGCAAGGAGAUUCAAUGGACCAUCACAACAUGGGAAAUCGACAGAUGGGUUCAAUGAUGCGAGACCGUCAAGAGAUGGGUGGUGGAGGAGGUGGCAUGAACAACUCUGGCGGCUAUAACAGCUACAAUGGUCAGCAACAGGGUGGUGGUGGUGGCGGCGGCGGUGGUGGGGGAGGUGGUUACGGCAUGAACCAUUCUUACAACAACUUCAAUAAUGACCGAUCGAGAUCUGGUCCUGGUAUGGACAAUAACUACAGGGAGAACUACAGAGAUAACAACUAUAGAGAGAAUAAUUACAGGGAGAACAACUACCGAGACAACUACCAAGGAAUGGGGGGAGGAGGAGGAGGCGGGGUGGUGGUGGUAAUAUGGGGGGUGGUGGAGGUGGAAGACAGCAAAUGGGCUCGCAAAAAAAGGGUAACUUACCUGACCAAAGUUUUUUACAGACAGGUCCAAUAUUUUUUUAAAAUAUGAAUCCUUUCUCAGAUUAUAGAUACUACUAAUAAUGAUAAUAAUAGUGGUUCUUUGAAAAGUAAAAAAAGAAACAUCUUCACCUGGUAUUUUUGUUGGUGUUUAUAAAAAAAAACAAAGAAAAACAUAUUUUUAAGUAUCAAGAUUUCAUUGAGAUUAAUAUUGUUUCCCAAGUGUUAAAUACGAACAAAAUACUUUUAACUCCUCAUCCAAGUUUGUUCACUAUACAUAACAUACCAUCACAGACUGCAUCAGUCAGUUUCUUUUCCCAUCCCACCCCACAUUUUAUCCCCUACUUAGUAUAAUUCCCACACAUCUUUAACUGGAUUAUAUAUUAUACAAAUGAAAUAGAAACAAAAGAUUCCACACUUUGUUCUUUUCUUUUCAAAGUCUUGUCAAUUCACUCUUGUAGGAUAAGCUUUCUAUAGAUAUCUUCCAUUGUGUGUAUUUGGUGUUUCUUAAGGGCCCAGUGCUUUGAAUUGUCUUCACUGAAACCAUUUUUGAUCCUAUCUGAAUCCUAACCAUUGGAGGGCAGAUCUUCAUUUUCCAACUCCACUUUUCUCAUUUCAACUUUCAAUCAACAUCCACACUCUAAUUUCAUUUCUUUGGUAUUCCAACCUAUUUUCAUAAUUCAUUACUAAAUUUAUCGUCUUUUUUUUUUUUUUAACCUUGUUUUUCUUGAUACCUCAUAUGCUGGUUUCCUUUUAUUUCAGUUGAUUCUUUAGAAUUUUUGUGAUGUGCUCAAAUUAAAUAUGUUCUAAAUAAUUUAUUAGUGUGACAUAAUUUCAACAUCAUGUACCUAAUUGCUGCCUCAAUUCUGCGAAAGUUUCUGACUUCUGUCUCGAUUUAACAAAGGUAACUAGAAAACUGAUUUCAUGUGUUUCUCUGUUGAAAUUGUUUGUGAUAUUUUAAGGGUAUAGGUAUUAGUGAUUGCUUUAUUUGUCUUUAUUAUUUACAGUGUUAUUUUUAAUUCCCAUAAACUGUUAGGCCUAAACCCACACUGAUUUAAUUUUGAAUUUCAAAUGUGAUUAGAAGUUGUUGUUAGUUGAUGUCUCUUUUCAAAUCAUCUUUCAUACCUCAUAAAUCUGUUAGCUCAGUGCAGACUUUAGCUUUCUCCAUUGAGAAUGAAGAAUUAACCAUAAAAUAUGACACAUGCUUCCAUAUACUCACUGAUCAAUGUUUUGAUUGUCAUUUAAAUUUUAUUUCCAUUCCUUAGUUUUUUUCUUGUUUUAUUUUUUAAGACAAUGUCCCUUUUGCUUGUGAUUAUACCCAAUGAUUCACUUCCAGCAAAAUAAAAUCACCUUUCCCUAUUUGUCUUCCCCCUUCUUAUCAGUAUUAAGGUCUGCCGUUGUUUUCUAUUUUGCUUUGAAAUGUUUCUUGUGUAGAGAAAGAUAAAAGUCCUUUUAUAGGAUCUCUAUUCUGACAGUUCUAUUCUUAAUGUUCUCCGACUCUACCCGUGUGGAAACCUGCUCAAUGUACUGCCUGCAUUUCUUCAUUCCAUGUUUCCAAUGUCUAUCACUUAAAACAGAGCCAUUACAAACUUUCAAAAAAGGAAGAAAAAAAAAG